This is a messenger RNA of Pocillopora verrucosa, 1629 nucleotides long. The record is from RefSeq and is a predicted model, not a curated record. Lineage: Eukaryota; Metazoa; Cnidaria; Anthozoa; Scleractinia; Pocilloporidae.
AUGGCAACGGCUUCGACUUCUACUUCGCUAUCUGACCAUUCAGUUUUGAAAUCAUUGUCAAAACGCAGUAACAAUGAAACGUGCUUCUCAGACGGUGACCUUACCACCGAAAUUUAUGAUUGUGUUUCCACUCAUCUCCAAACCUUAUCGUUUCACGAAUUUCUCACUAUCGGGAGGGCUCAAAACAGGAUGAGCAGGAGAAAUGAAGCCGAUGAAGAAGAAGACGACGAUGAUGAUGACAGCGGAGAGAGUGAUUCUAGCGAGGAACAACAAAUACCAGUCGUUUUUGGUCCUCCCACGAUCUCGAAGAAAGGUAUCAUGACGAAACUUGAACUCCGCCUGUUCAUUUUUAAUCUCUGGCUUCGAAGAAUAGAACUUAUACGACAGAUGGAUACAAAGAAAUGCCAUGGCUAUCAAGAUUUUGAACAUGCCGUAUAUCACGCCCAAGAAGUAACCAAAGAUUACAGAGAGUUUAUUUACAAACAGUUCGACGACAUGGAACUACGACAGAUGCUGCCUCACCACGAAGAAAUCCACGAAAAAGCGUGGGAUAAAAUCUUGGAAGAGAGGGAAAAGACUGAUUUUCAAAUGUUAGAUGGAGAUCUAGACAGGUUUUGUUCCUAUGAGGCUUGCCUCUGUGCUUUGCUCGGCCUUCGGCCCGACUUCCUCGACCGCCUGAAAGAAAUGCCACCAGAGGACUGCGACCAUCUUAAGAUAUGUGAUUGGAUCAUAACUUUCUUACACAACAACUAUGAAUCAGCUAGUCCAGCGAACAGAAGCUCUCCUAGCAAGGAAUUGCUUGCUUCUAUCGGUUUCGAUCCUCUCAGUUCAUCUGUUGAAACCAUCAUGGCGCGCGCAGGAAGUACGCAACAUCACAUUGAUGCGUGCGAAAUGGCAGAAAUUUUUAUCAGAGACCAGUUCAAGUACAACAUUUUGCUCUCGCCUGAAGAUUCAAGAUUCCCUUUGAAAGACGAUUACACAAACAUAUGGUUUCAGCUCCCCGAACAGACCAGCGAUGAAGAAAAUGAUAAAGUUCCAGUUAGCCACAUCAACAUCCAGAACCUCGUGACAGUACCAUCUCUCGCUUCUAGUAGCAUUCGUUCGAUUCUCGUCGGCUUAGUGACAAAGGAAGAUCAAAACACUGUUCUGUUUCAUGGUACAGAUCAUCAAAGCGCCUGCGACAUUUUAUUUCGAGGAAUAGAUUUGUGUCAAGGACGACAGAAGCGAGACUUUAGCUGUGGAUCAGGAUUUUAUUUGACUGACAGUAGCGAAGAAGCUCUAAACUGGGCAAAGAAUACAACGGCGAAACCAGCUCUGUUAGUUUUUCAAGUAAAUCGACAGGAGCACUUAGAUAAUGCAAAAAAACUGAACCUAUUUGAAAAUGAUCAAAAAUGGCGCGAGAUUGUGUCCUCAUUUCGAUCAGGGAAGAAAACCGCCAAGACACGAAAGAGCUUAUGCGCGUAUGACUUGAUUGAAGGGCCAGUUGGGACAAUGAGAAGGAACGACUCCACGGAUGAGGUUACGUUUGAGCCAAAACGUUCCUCCUCUCAAGUGUGUUUGAUUUCUGAUGACUUUGCGGAGACUUUCAGAAAAACGCUUCACUCGAUUAUAUUUCUAGACAUUUGUUGA